Molecule: messenger RNA, 2126 nt
Organism: Peromyscus leucopus (white-footed mouse)
Lineage: Eukaryota; Metazoa; Chordata; Mammalia; Rodentia; Cricetidae
Gene: Sap30bp
Product: SAP30 binding protein
Exons: 11
Coding region: 88-1014 (308 amino acids)
Biological process (GO): regulation of DNA-templated transcription
Cellular component (GO): nucleus
Source: RefSeq, a predicted model, not a curated record
UCCUGGGAUCCGGAAGAAGUUGGUUUUCCCGGACAGAAAGCGGCUUGUGAGUCAUAGGUGUGAGCCACACGGCCCUGUGGGAAUAAGAUGGCGGGGAAGAAGAACGUUUUGUCGUCUCUUGCGGUUUACGCGGAAGAUUCAGAGCCUGAAUCUGAUGGCGAAGCUGGAGUCGACGCUGUGGGCGGCGCGGCUGAAGAGAAAGGUGGCUUGGUAUCCGACGCCUAUGGAGAAGAUGACUUCUCUCGCCUAGGGGGUGAUGAAGAUGGUUAUGAAGAAGAGGAGGAUGAGAACAGCAAGCAGUCGGAAGAUGACGAUUCAGAGACUGAAAAACCUGAGGCUGAUGACCCAAAGGAUGCUACAGAAGCAGAGAAGCGGGAUCCCCAGGAAUUAGUGGCCUCCUUUUCUGAAAGGGUCCGAAACAUGUCACCUGAUGAAAUCAAGAUCCCACCAGAACCGCCUGGCAGAUGUUCAAAUCACUUACAAGACAAGAUCCAGAAGCUUUACGAGCGGAAGAUAAAGGAGGGAAUGGAUAUGAACUAUAUCAUCCAGAGGAAGAAGGAGUUCCGGAACCCCAGCAUCUACGAGAAGCUGAUCCAAUUCUGUGCCAUUGAUGAGCUGGGCACCAACUAUCCAAAGGAUAUGUUUGACCCCCAUGGCUGGUCUGAAGACUCCUACUAUGAGGCAUUAGCCAAGGCCCAGAAGAUUGAAAUGGACAAAUUGGAAAAGGCCAAAAAGGAGCGAACCAAAAUUGAGUUUGUAACGGGCACCAAGAAAGGCACAACGACCAACGCCGCGGCCACCACCACCACCACGGCCAGCGCGGCCGCUGCAGAUGCUCAAAAGAGGAAGAGCAAGUGGGACUCUGCCAUACCGGUGACCACAAUAGCACAGCCCACCAUCCUCACGACCACAGCCACGCUGCCAGCCGUGGUCACGGUCACCACCAGUGCCAGCGGCUCCAAGACCACCGUCAUUUCUGCUGUGGGCACCAUUGUGAAGAAAGCCAAGCAGUGACCAGAGGACAGCCCCAGGACUUGACAGGACCGUGCAGCCCGGUGACUGCUGCCCACUGGGAGGUGCCACUCGGUUCCAGGACUAAGAUGGGCUCCCCAUGUGCCUUCCAAAAGGAGCCUCUAAGUGACAUUCCAGCCAGAAGGACAUGGCAGCAGAGACAGUGGGUGCAUUGGACAGAGUCUGUCCAUACCCUCUUGAUCUCACCCAAUUAAAAGUACUGCAGUCUCAGGUCCUGGCAUGUCAGAUGCGCUGGCCUCUCCCUGCUGUGCUCGGGCAAACGUGGAGCUCAAGUGCCCCUCGUCUCAGUCAGGAUUUCUGCUCAGGAUGAACAAUGGCAUGGCAGAAGCUAUGGGAGCUGCCGUGAUCAUUCCCAGUGUAUGCCCGGUGGUAUGGGCAGGUGGGAGCUCAGGGAGGGGUCAGACACAGACACAUGGCCCUUCCUGGUGUCUACUUUCCUGACCCGGAAACCAGAUCUCAACAGUUCUCAGGCAAUAGCAGAGGCCUCUGCUCUCUUGGGUGCAGUUAAGCACUCCCACAUUGCUUCUGAUACACGCCCAGGCUUUUGAAAUCAGGCCAGUUAACAGAGGGCUGGGGUGUGAUUCCCAACCUGCCCAGGGCAGGAGCAAGGUGUGGGCGCCUGGCCAAGGCCACCCCAGUCCCUCGGUGCCCAGUGAAUGUGGCCAGCAGGAUCCACGCAGUGGGGGAGAUGAAUCACCUCCUGCUCUGGCCAGGGCAGCAGCUCAUUGUUCAUGUGAAAGCCCUGCUCUUGGGAAGGUUUCUGCCACCCCACCCUUCCUCUGUCGUUAUCUCUGCCCAGCAGCAGCCCCUGGGUAGCACCAGUGGCCACUCUUAGGGCCCAGACAGGUUCACCAGCCCAAGGUGCUAGAGGGGAAAGCUUGCCUUUCAUGCCCUCUGGCAGCUCUCCUUCCCACUCAGCGGAAAGGCUGGGUGUCAGAGGAGGAAGCCAGCCUGUAAAGGGUCUCGUUGCUUCCGUGGGACCACCAGAGGCUGAGAAAGGUGCUUCUGAGUUUGUGGCUGGUGUUUGUUUUGUGAUCCAAGGACUGACAAACCGCCUGUGAGAUCCCUAAAAUAAAAACUGAGUCACACUCUUC